AUGGCGUCCUCCGCUGGCCGGCUGACUACACGCUGGCUAGCAGCAUCUGUUUCUUCUUCACACCACCACAGUCGUUUUCUGGUUUUAUCCGUCAGACAUGCAGCAGUAUGUGCAGCCACGAUAUCACAGACCCACCGGGGAGGGAUAGCGGCUAACCUGAGCUCCCAUAGACCUGGACAUGGCGUGACAUUGAGAGGACUGACAGGGGUGACCUGUCACUCGUUCCACACCAGCAGCAGAUUUGCAAACAAGAAAGACUUCUAUGAAACCUUGGGUAUUUCCCGAACUGCCACACAGAAAGAUAUCAAAAAGGCAUAUUACCAGUUGGCAAAAAAGUACCACCCAGACACCAACCCAGAUGAUCCAGAGGCCAAAGAGAAGUUUGCCAAGCUAGCUGAAGCUUAUGAGGUGCUGAGUGACGAAGUGAAGAGGAAACAGUAUGACACGUACGGAGCAGCAGGCUUCGACCCAAGCCGUGCAAACGCAGGCCAGCAGCAGUACUACAGAGCUGGCGGAGCCACUUUAGACCCUGAGGAGGUCUUCAGGAAGAUCUUUGGAGAUUUUACAGGAGGCAUGGGCUUCGGAGACAUCAACAGCAUGUUCGAACAAAGGCCUGAGUUUGUGAUGGAGCUUACGUUUGCUGAAGCAGCAAAGGGCGCGAAUAAGGAUUUGGCUAUAAACAUUGACGACAAUUGUCAGAGGUGUGAUGGCAAGGGCAGCGAACCCGGCACCAAGGUGACGCGCUGUCAGUACUGCAGCGGCACUGGCAUGGAGUCGAUCAACACGGGUCCCUUCAUGAUGCGCACCACAUGUCGGCGCUGCGGGGGGAAGGGCUCCAUCAUAACCACGCCCUGCGCACUUUGUCGAGGUUCAGGUCAGACCAAGAAGAGGCAGACGGUCACUGUGCCCGUACCUGCUGGAGUGGAAAACGGUCAGAGAGUACGCAUGCCAGUUGGAAAAAAAGAAAUCUUCAUUACAUUUAGGGUCCAGGGUAGCCCUGUGUUCAGGCGUAGCGGGAUAGACAUCCACUCAGACGCGUUCAUCUCUGUGGCUCAAGCCAUCCUGGGGGGCAAGGCCAAAACACAAGGUCUCUAUGAAACCAUCAGUAUGGCGAUUCCUUCAGGUUGCCAAGCUGAUCAGGUGAUCCGGCUGCAGGGGAAAGGCAUUCGGAGGAUGAACAGCUAUAGCUACGGAGAUCACUAUGUUCACAUGAAGAUCAGAGUGCCCAAAAAGUUGACGAGAAGGCAACGCUCUAUGAUGCUCAGUUAUGCCGAAGAGGAGACAGACGUUCAGGGAUCUGUCAACGGUGUCACACCUUCUGCAGGAGGGGGCAGCAGCACUUCAGGUGCGAAGGCAACCAGCUCAGAGGAGGGACAAGACAAUCAGCAGCAGAAGGAAGAGGGAGGCUUCUUCUCUAAGCUAAAGAAAAUGUUUAGCUGACACCAAAACUACAGGUAGAAAACCACAACAUGGUAAAAGAGGGGAAUAAAUCCGCUGACUGGGCCUCCAUGCUGUCUCUUCCUGCUUUGGGAAUUGAGCAAGGAGACGGAAGAGAGACUGAGUGGUAUUUGUGUUGACAAAGUCGCACAUUGUUGAAGCUGCGGUUGGCAAACAGGCCAUGUAGACGCCAUGUCCACCCACACACCCACUGGCCCCAUCACCAAAGACAGGUGCUGGGCCAAGAAACCCAAGAACUGCUGGAAGAGAAACAACUUACUGAGGACUAUUGUGGUUUAACUCUCCUCCCUGCUUACUGUUUGAAACUGCACUGCUCAGUGAGUCACAAAGUGCUGUACAGACAGUUACUUGAUAAUUAAAGUCAACUUAAAAUUCCACCACCAUCAACUACGUACAAUACGACGUUUUAACGCACACCAACAUUUUCCAUGUUCCUUCACCGAACAUCUUGCCUAAAUGAAUAAAAGCCAGAACUAUAGAAUUAUUUUUGGGGAUGUGACAGAAAGUUGUGUCAGUUUUAGAAACAAAUUUAAAUGUAUUAAGCUUUGUUUUGUCUUUCUCCACCUAAAGCUUACUAAACAUUAUCAUAUUCUGUGAAAUGAGCUGAGAUGGAAAGGUUUUGGAAAGAGAGAGAGAGAAGAAAAUGUGUUCCCCUUAUCUGUUUGUCAUCUGGACUCAGUAUGAUUGGUUGUACCUGUAUGUGUGUGGCAACAAAACAAUGCAUAUACGUAUUUAAAUAAAAUGUAGAAUA
Scomber scombrus (Atlantic mackerel) is the source of this 2209-nucleotide messenger RNA. RefSeq names its product dnaJ homolog subfamily A member 3, mitochondrial-like. Gene Ontology annotation, biological process: protein folding; mitochondrion organization; response to heat. The transcript has 12 exons. Gene Ontology annotation, molecular function: protein kinase binding; heat shock protein binding; ATP binding. NCBI's taxonomy places the organism in Eukaryota, Metazoa, Chordata, Actinopteri, Scombriformes, Scombridae. Bases 1 to 1440 code for a protein of 479 amino acids. The record is from RefSeq and is a predicted model, not a curated record. Gene Ontology annotation, cellular component: mitochondrion.